UUAUCAUAUUGGUAUUAUAACAAUAUGUGCUUUCAGGUAAACCAUAAUUUCACACGGAAAGAUUGUGGCACAAGUUUAGAAGCUAGAGUCCAGAAACGUUUACAGUAAUCUCAUUACCAAAUUGCUGAUUUGGCAUAACUGGAAAUGAAAUGCAUUUACGAAUGUUUCUAUAAAACCUGUUUGUAAUACAUAUAAGAGAGCCUAGGAGUUACAGUAAUUUAGACCAGAAUGAAAUGCACCGUGCAAAAAAAAUCAUUCACUCAGGUCUAUCUUAGUCUUAUUAAUUUUGCUUUAGACCAUGAACGUAGCAUUAAAGCCAAAAAGUGGGCGGUGCCAUCUUAGUGGGCGUGGCUGUUACGUCAAAGCUUAUUUCAUUGAACAAUAAAGGUAAAGCCACCGGAACGACGUGUGUGCUGUUUGGUUGCCACAGACGCGUUGACUCGUUGCUAACAGGAAGAUGGAAUAACUACUUCCAGGUCAACAAGGUUAGCGGGUGUCCACGUGAAUUUUCAGACUGCACAAAAGGUCCACGUUCCCUUUAUGUUUCAGACGGACGACGAGGACGUGAUAUUUGUUUCAGAAAAGACUGCUCCUAAGUCCAGUGAGGUUACCAUUGACCAGGUGAAGCUACUGGCUUUGCAGAGGGACAUAGAUCAGGGAUCCCUUCCCAGAGAGCCGGCUGAACCCGUGAAAAGCCAGAGGUCUGCUGCUGUGGAAAAAGUCAAAAUGAAAACAGAGGAAGAGAAAAGUGAAAAGAAUCUUAAGAAGAAGGAGAAGAAACACAAAAGAGAACAAGCUUCUCUGCCUAACAGAAAAAUGUAUACUGAUGAUGGUGAGAUGGCAGAGGUGAAAAAAGAAAAGAGAAACAAAGAAGAGCAAAUCAUGGUUUUAGAGGAGGAAACGACAUUGGAUGGAAUCAAUUCAAAGGAAAGAAAGAAGAAAAAAAAGAAGGGGAAAGUUAGUGAUUCUCUAAAUGGUGAUGAGGAUGAGAAAGAAAGGGUCAGCAAAAAGAAGAAAAAUCAGCUUGCUAGUCAUGAGGAUCAAGAUGAAGUGGAAGAAGGAACAAAACAGCGGAAGGAGAAGAAAGGGAAGAAAAAGGCUGUACAAGUAAAAUUAGAAAACAUAAAGGUAGAAAAAGAAGAGGGUGAUGUAGAGCAAGCUGGAAAUGACAAAGUGCAAAAAAAAGCCAAAAAAACAAAAAACAAUAUUUCACUUGUGAACAAGAAGAAAACUGAGGCGCAAGUUAAAGAAAAGACAAAGAAGAAAAUACAAAUUGUAGCCAAGACUGAAAUGGGUGUAAGUAAAAAGAAACAUAAGGUGGCUGAAAAUGUAAGGAUGCUGGAGAUACCAGAGGACAAGAUUGAUAACGGUGAUGAAGUCAAAGUAAAAAAGAAGAAAAAGAACAAAAUGAAAGAUAAAAGUGAGGUAGAAACCCCAGUGGUCAAAGGCAAUGGCAAAAUAAGCAAAACAUCAGCAAAGAAGAUUGAGACUGAUAUAAUCAUAGAUGAUGAGAAGAUAGAAUCAAGGAGAAAAAUAAAAAAAGAAAAGGAGAGAAGGGCUUUAGAGGAGGUCAGUGAAGUAGAGGACCCAGGGCCAAACAAGAAGAGGAGGAAAAGGGCAAAGAGAGAAGAGGAUGAAGCAUUAUCAAACAAUGUUAAAGAAGCUGAGGAGGAGGAUCAGCGUGGGGAAAGUUUAGUUGCAACAAACACAAAAAGCAAAAGGAAGAAGAGCUUUCCCCCACUAGAACAGGUGGACAACAUUGUUACAGAUAAUGCAAAGAGGAAGAAGAAGCAGAAGAAGAUUAAACUGGAGGAAGUGGAAGAGCCACAGGAGCCUCCACAGCCUGAUGUAGUGUUUCUAUCAGCGAAGAGUGGAAACGCUGAUGAGGUCACCAUCAACAAGGAGAGAAGACAGGCUUUACAGAUGGAGAUUGACAAGGCCUCUCAGCCAGAGCAACCUGCUAAACCUUCGGUUCCUCAGGGUUUUGGCCAGUGGAGCACCGCACAGUUCGACACUUCUGCACAGCAGCAGAAGUUCCUCCGGCUGAUGGGUGGCCUCAAAAAGGGUUUCCAGCCAGCGGCAGCGAGCAACGGGGGCGCAAACAUGGCAAUGGGAAAGCAGGCCCAGCAGCAGCUGCAGCAAGGCCUCAUGGGAGAGUUUGAGCGUGCUCAUUCGCGACGAAUGGACUUCAGUAGCAGGGGAGCAGGACUCGGGUUCGCUGCUCCAUCCAAUAAGAAGUUCGCUAUCGAUGUCAAUGCGUGUCGAUCAGUUCGCUUUGAUGAUUGAGUGUGAGUGCGUGUGAAUGGUUGGGCAAAGCGUGUGGCUUAUGUUUACCCUAGUUGUGUGCUUGGGUUCACUGAAGAUUCUUAACAUUUUAUGUAAAUAUUUAUCAAAAUUUUGAUGAGAACUCAACAUGCCCUUUGUAAAUACGGUGCUGUGAUCAUCACUCUAAUUGUGGAAGUGAACGGUUGCAUUAAAGACUGAGAAUUACUUUAUAAUGAAA
Betta splendens (Siamese fighting fish) is the source of this 2503-nucleotide messenger RNA. RefSeq names its product lysine-rich nucleolar protein 1 (gene knop1). The record is from RefSeq and is a predicted model, not a curated record. NCBI's taxonomy places the organism in Eukaryota, Metazoa, Chordata, Actinopteri, Anabantiformes, Osphronemidae. The transcript has 7 exons. The coding region runs from base 541 to 2286 and encodes 581 amino acids.